Capsella rubella is the source of this 1365-nucleotide messenger RNA. Its product is annotated as nuclear pore complex protein NUP54. Gene Ontology annotation, cellular component: nuclear pore; nuclear pore central transport channel. The record is from RefSeq and is a predicted model, not a curated record. Gene Ontology annotation, molecular function: structural constituent of nuclear pore. The transcript has 9 exons. Bases 23 to 1189 code for a protein of 388 amino acids. Gene Ontology annotation, biological process: nuclear pore organization; protein localization to nuclear inner membrane; NLS-bearing protein import into nucleus. NCBI's taxonomy places the organism in Eukaryota, Viridiplantae, Streptophyta, Magnoliopsida, Brassicales, Brassicaceae.
AUCUAAACCUCUCCUUUUCUCAAUGUUCGGCACUCCGUCUUCCUCGCCGUCGUUCGGCACUCCCUCAUCCACACCCGCCUUUGGCACCUCGGCGUUUGGUACACCUUCAUCCACGCCUGCGUUUGGUACACCGUCAUCCACGCCUGCGUUCGGUACGCCGUCAUCCACGCCGGCGUUCGGAACACCAUCGGUUCCUUCCUUCUCCACCGGCGGAUUUGGCUCCUCGCUCUUCUCUACUCCCUUCUCAUCUCAACAACCACAGCAGCAGCAACAACAGCAGCAGCAGCCGAGUUCACUGUUCCAGCAGCAGCCUUCUUUUAAUUCUGGUUAUCAGUCACCGUUCAACAACUCGGCACAGCAAAACCCUUUCCCAAAUGCUCAAUUGACUACUCAGAUGGCUCCCGUUGCUCCAAUUCCUUACUCUCUCGCCGAUCGUGACAUUCAGGCCAUCAUCGAAGCGUAUAAGGAAGAUCCAACGAAUCCUAAGUAUGCUUUUCAGCAUCUUUUGUUCAGUGUGACUGAGCCACAGUUCCGGGUGAAGCCUGCAGCUGUAUCAGAUAUAAUGUGGGCAGAGGCCAUGAGCAAACUUGAAGGUAUGGAUUCUACCGAAAGAGAACGCCUGUGGCCUCAACUUGUUCAAGGUUUCAAAGAUCUUUCUCAGCGCCUUAAGCUUCAAGAUGAAGUUCUCGUCUCAGAUAGGGAUAGAAUAAAAACGACUCAGAGCAAUGUUAAAAUGCUUCAGAGACAUUUGCAAGCACAUACCUUUCCAUCUAUUGAAAGGUUGAGACAGAAGGAGCAGAGUCUUCAAAGACGUAUGUUGAGGGUGAUGAGGAUAAUAGAGAGUUUAGAAGGGAAGGGUUUCCGGUUACCCUUGACCAAAGGAGAGGGCGAACUGUCCGAGAAGUUAACUGCAAUAACAAGACAGGUGAAAGGUCCUGGAGCAGAGCUUUCUAGAAGGGUGCAAAGUCUGCAGACAAUAUCUCGUGCUCAAGCAAAUUCGAUUGCUGCUGGUAGUUCCCUUUAUCUCCCUGGGUCAACUAAAAUAGACGAGCAGAGCCUGAUCGAUAUGCAGGAGGUACUGCAACAGGAGACAGAAGCCAUAGGAAGACUUGGGAACGUAUUAAAGCGAGACAUGAGGGAUGUAGAAAUCAUGGUGUCUGAAGAUACAGAAAUGACCCAAGACCCAUGAAAGUGAUCUGCAAUUACUCUAGUUUUAAAUGUCUCCUUUCCUUUACUAUCGCCUGGUUGGAUGCGCACAAUGUUAUGCUCAGACACACAAGGCUAGCUUUAACAUGUACGUAGUAGCUGAGCUAUAAAUCUUGAUGUAUUGUGAUUGCUUUUUCAUUAAAAUCUUUGGAAGAGACU